This is a messenger RNA of Peniophora sp. CBMAI 1063, 2091 nucleotides long. Lineage: Eukaryota; Fungi; Basidiomycota; Agaricomycetes; Russulales; Peniophoraceae. The record is from the annotation of a GenBank genome assembly.
AUGGCCGCGGCCGACCCAACCUACCCCCUCUACCCUGUGGCCAGCAUCUUAGCAGCUGCUUCUCUGCUACUGGUGCUUACUGCUAGUGUUGCCCGUCAGAGUUGGAACCUUGGCGUGGUCUUUCUUAGCUUCUGGCUCUGCUUGGAGACGUUCAUAAACGGCGUCAAUGAGAUCGUGUGGUCGGACAAUGCAGACAUCAAACACGUGGUAUACUGCGACAUCGUCACACACCUGCAGCUCAUCAGCUCCAUCGUCAAGCCAGCGUCGACAUUCAUCAUAACGCGCCGGCUGUAUCUGAUAGCAAGCCUGCGAUCGGUCGAGCUACCCAAUCCAUCAGCUCGGCGCCGAAACUUGCUGAUUGAAUGGACAUUGGGUCUCGUUCUUCCUGUGAUGAUUGGGGGACCCAUCUACUAUGUCGUCCAGUCCCGGCGUUUCACGGUAGUCGAAGGCUUUGGGUGCCUGAACUCCAGUGUCUUCUCAGUUCUUACCUUUUUCCUAAUCACCAGUUGGAGCAUCAGCCUUCCGUUGUUAUCCAUCGUAACUUACCUUCCGAUGGUGGCUCGAGUCUUCUACAGACAGGGUAGAGACACCAAUCAAUUCCUGAACAGCAACGGCACUGUCUCGCGCACCAACUAUCUCAGGGUCCUUGCCGUCGCCAGCACUGACAUGCUUCUCACUCUUCCCAUCGGCAUCACCAACCUCGUUCUCUUCGUUCUGUCAUCACCGCAUGAAAUGACGUUCUAUCCUGGCUGGGAGCACGUCCACUCCCACUGGAAUCCCACCAGCGAGUCUUACUCGAAGCUCCUGGAGCGCGGCACAUUCAAUGUUGCGAGGACAUACUUCACCCGAUGGACGUCUCCUGUGCUGGCGUUCGCAAUCUUUGCUCUCUUUGGACUGACAACCCAGGCGCGCGCGACGUACUGGCGCCCAUUCUCAUCUAUCAAAAAGCGGAUCCUGCCACAGAGGCCGAAGUCGAAGAGUGCGCGCUCUAUGGUCAGUGUGGACUCCGAUCAGUACCCACAUAUAGUUACGCUGGAUGCCGAAACUGGAUCGCAUGUCAGCAUCGUUCCACGAUUGGCUUCUUCAAUGGCGCUUUCCCUCGACGAAAAAGACGUAGCAGAAGAGUACAGUGCGCUUCCUCCGCCACCCAAGUAUGGCUUCGUCUCCGUCAUGUGGCCGCCAAAACCCACCUGGACUGCUGCCGACGUUCCUGAUCUCUCAGGGAAAGUAGUUUUGGUUACCGGCGGCAAUGCUGGCAUAGGCAGAGCUGUCAGUAAAAUCCUCGUCGAGCGCGGUGCUCGCGUUUAUAUCGCGGCACGCGACAGAGCGCGAGGUAUAGCCGCUGUAGAGGCGAUCCGCACAGAAACCGGUAAAGGCGAAGAAAGCGCGCGCUUCUUGCAACUUGAUCUUGCGGACCUGGCUAGUAUACGACGUGCGGCCGAGGACUUCCUGGCACAAGAGCGGACUUUGGAUAUCCUCUUCAACAACGCCGGUAUAGGUAGGACUGGGCUUGGACCGCUGACGGCUCAAGGCUACGACGACCAAUUCGGCGUCAAUGUUCUUGGACACUUCUUCCUUACGAAGUUAUUGCUUCCCGCACUCCUCGCGACGGGACACGCUCGAGUAGUGAACGUAUCAUCGAAUGCUCAUGACAUGAAGAGCUGGAAGGAUGGAUUGGCAUGGGAUACUCUGGUACAAGGCGAGACGAACCAGAAGGCGAGGAAGCGAGAGGCUCGGUAUCUGUACAGCCAGAGCAAGCUCGGGAACGUGCUGUUCAGCAAUGCUCUCGCGCGUAAGUACGGUGAACAAGGCAUCGUAUCGAUAUCGCUUCAUCCCGGAAGCAUCAGGUCAUCUUUCACCCGACACUUCCCAGCUUUGCUGACAUGGAUUCUUAAUCGCACUAUCAUGUAUGACAUCUCUUUUGGUGUCAUAACCCCGUUGUACGCCGGUACGAGCGUAGAAGCCGAGAAGAUGAACGGCGAGUAUUUGACAGCGUGGGCUCGCCGCCAACAGGCAGCAAAGGGCGCGAGAGAUGAGAAGCUACAAGACCGGCUAUGGGAGUGGUGCGAGGAACAGAUCAAAGCCUUCUGA